Messenger RNA from Vollenhovia emeryi, 2630 nucleotides. It is a transcript of the gene Cdc5, whose product is annotated as cell division cycle 5-like protein. The record is from RefSeq and is a predicted model, not a curated record. Lineage: Eukaryota; Metazoa; Arthropoda; Insecta; Hymenoptera; Formicidae. Gene Ontology annotation, cellular component: spliceosomal complex; Prp19 complex. Gene Ontology annotation, biological process: regulation of transcription by RNA polymerase II; mRNA splicing, via spliceosome. Bases 159 to 2525 code for a protein of 788 amino acids. The transcript is spliced from 10 exons. Gene Ontology annotation, molecular function: RNA polymerase II transcription regulatory region sequence-specific DNA binding; DNA-binding transcription factor activity, RNA polymerase II-specific.
GGCACAGAAGCUAAAAGCGCGAUAAAAAGAAUGUAUUCACAUCUGUGUUGCAGUUUGUUUCAGUUUAUUCAUGGCAGGUGUGUGUGUGAGGUCUUUCGCGCUUUUUAUCAUUGAAAAUAUAUUUUUCGUUCACAAAGCGGCACGAAUAGAGGUACAAAAUGCCACGGAUUAUGAUAAAGGGUGGUGUCUGGCGGAAUACAGAAGAUGAAAUCCUGAAGGCGGCUGUAAUGAAAUAUGGGAAGAACCAAUGGAGUCGUAUUGCAUCUUUGUUACACAGAAAAUCGGCCAAGCAGUGCAAGGCACGUUGGUUCGAAUGGCUAGAUCCAAGUAUAAAGAAGACCGAAUGGAGCCGAGAGGAAGACGAAAAGCUGCUUCAUCUUGCGAAGCUAAUGCCUACCCAGUGGCGAACCAUCGCGCCUAUUAUUGGUCGAACAGCUGCGCAGUGUUUGGAGAGAUACGAAUACUUACUUGACCAAGCGCAAAAGAAAGAAGAAGGAGACGAUGCCGUCGAUGAUCCUCGCAAACUUAAACCAGGUGAAAUUGAUCCCAAUCCGGAGACAAAGCCGGCGAGACCAGAUCCUAAAGAUAUGGACGAGGAUGAAUUGGAGAUGCUGUCUGAGGCACGUGCCAGGCUGGCGAAUACUCAAGGAAAGAAGGCCAAGCGUAAGGCGCGUGAGAAGCAAUUAGAGGAGGCGCGCAGGCUCGCCGCUUUGCAGAAGCGCAGAGAAUUGAGAGCCGCCGGUAUUACCGUGUCUCAAAAGAACAAACGCAAACGUGGCGUGAAUUAUAACACGGAAAUACCGUUUGAGAAACGACCAGCGUCCGGUUUCUACGACACCUCCAGCGAGCACGUCGAUCCGUUGGCGAUCGAUUUUUCCAGAAUGAGGCAGCAACAUCUGGACGGCGAGCUGCGGCAAGAGAAGGAGGAAAUGGAGCGCAGAAAGGAUAAGCAGAAGUUGAAGCAGCGCAAGGAAAACGAUAUACCAAUGGGUAUGCUCAACAACGAAGAGCCUGUGAAGAAACGGAGUAAAUUAGUUUUACCAGAGCCGCAGAUCUCCGAUCAAGAAUUACAGCAAGUCGUGAAACUUGGCAGAGCUUCGGAAGUCGCACGAGAAGUCGCCACCGAAAGCGGUAUUACGCUCUCCGACAGUUUACUGGCCGAUUACUCGUUACCCACGAAUGCAUCGGUAACACCUCGUACACCGGCCGCUACAGACAGAAUAUUGCAAGAGGCACAAAAUGUCAUGGCUCUUACGCACGUGGACACUCCGCUAAAAGGCGGAUUAAACACUCCGCUGAACAAUCCUGAUUUCACCGGCGUUGUACCGCCUGCCAAUGUUGUCGCCACACCGAAUACUAUUUUGGCCACUCCGUUCAGGUCGCAACGCAGCGACGGGACGCCCGUGAAUUCGUUCAACACACCGGGCGGGGCGUCGGUACGAACGCAAAAUGGGGUUUUAGCGGCGACACCCGUUCGCGAUAAGCUUAAUAUAAAUCCGGACGAGAACGUAGACGGUUCGGAAACCCCGCUCAUACAGACGCAGGCAAAGAGUUCGUUGCGCGCGGUAUUGAGUUCUUUACCCGCGCCAUGUAACGAUUACGAAAUAGACAUCUACGACGGAGAGACAAACGAGGAAAGUGCCAGUGCGCCUACAACCGAGAUGAUCGAAGACCAAGCUGACAUCGAUGCGAGACAACAGCAGGAAUUGUUAGAACAAAAAAAAAGAGAGCUGGCACGUAGGUCGCAAGUAAUUCAAAGAGAUUUACCACGACCUGCGGAUAUAAAUAUGAAUAUUUUAAGACCAUACAUGGACACACCACUGACCGAUUUACAGAGAGCAGAGGAAUUGAUAAAAAGGGAGAUGAUCACAAUGUUGCACUAUGACGCGCUGCAGAAUCCAACACAGUCCAAUCGGAAGAGCGCCGCAACAUCAUUAGCUCAGUCUCAAACUUAUUUGGAUCAACAUCCGUACGAGAUGUUCGAAGAGGACGAGCUUCAUAAUGCUAAGAAAAUGUUAACCGACGAGAUGGCAGUUGUGAAAGAAGGAAUGGCGCAUGGAGAAUUGAGCUUGGAUGCGUACACUACUGUAUGGGAAGAAUGUCUGUCGCAAAUUUUGUAUCUCGAAACACAGAAACGGUACACCCGCGCAACGCUGGCCUCGAAGAAGGACAGAGUGGAAGCAUGCGAGAGAAAAUUAGAGGAGAAUCGUAUGCAUAUGACAGGCGAAGCUAAACGCGCCGCGAGGAUGGAGAAAAAGUUGAAAGUACUUACCGGAGGUUAUCAAACCAGAACACAAGUAUUGACGAAGCAGCUGCACGAUUUGUGGGAGCAAAUAGAACAGGCGCAUCUCGAACUGUCAACAUUCAAGUUUCUACAGACGCAGGAAGAGGCUGCAGUGCCGAGAAGGAUAAAUGCGCUCAUGGAAGAUGUCAACAGGCAGACAGAGCGAGAACGCUCGUUACAAAUGCGAUACGCUCAGCUGCAAGAUCAGUUGCAGCAGUGUCAAUUAAAUGAUAUGUCCUAGGGAUAAUGCUUGCUGAAUACGUGCAGCAGAAUGUAAUAUGUAUUGCUUCUCUCACCUUAUGGAGCAGUACAUCAGAAUAUAAGAUUUAUACACUCGUGAAAAUAU